GACCCCCCUUCUGCCUUUUGACCUACUCCUCUCUUUUUUUCCACCCUCAGUUCUAGGGUUUCCUUUUUUUUUCUCUUGAUCCUUUGUGUUCCGCUCUUCCUCUUCCUGCUGCUCUAUAGCUCUCUCCUCAAACACCCUUUUCUUGUUUUUGUAUAUACAUGUACCAUCUUUUCUGCCAUUUUUAGGGGGUUUUCUGUUUAUAAGAGGUGGGGUUUUCACUGGAUCAACUUUAGUAUAACGUGAAUAGCUUCUGUUUUCUGGUCUACUUAGUUCUCCUAUAUCUUCUUAAUCAAAUUGGGUAGUGGGUUAUGGCGUAUCAACAGCAGCCACCAGCUCAGGGUUCAGGUUCCUCUGCUGCUGGUAGUGGGGUUCCAUUCUUUAAUUCUCCUUUUGGGGACACCACCUUCACUAAGGUCUUUGUUGGAGGUCUUGCUUGGGAAACUCAGAGUGACACCCUCAGACGAUUCUUUGAGCAGUUUGGUGAAAUCCUCGAGGCUGUUGUCAUCACUGAUAAAAAUACUGGCCGAUCCAAAGGCUAUGGCUUUGUGACUUUCCGGGACCCUGAGUCUACAAGGAGGGCAUGUGCUGAUCCUGCUCCAAUUAUCGAUGGGAGACGGGCAAAUUGUAAUUUGGCUUCGUUAGGGCGACCUCGGCCUUCUGUGCAAUUUGGACGUCUGAGGUCAUCGACUCCAUUUCCAGCAGGGCUACCCGCUGCUCGGGGUGCUUAUUCUGGAAGUUUUGGCUACCAGCAACCGGUUUCUUAUGGCUACCAACAAGGCUUGAUGUAUUCUCCUUAUGGGUAUGCAACAUAUGGUGCGGAUUACGUUUACCCUCAGGGUGUUUACAAUCCUUAUGGAGGUCAACAGUACCUUCCUAUAUAUGGUGUACCUGGAACUGUUAACGCAACAAUGUAUCCUUACGGCCAGCUAAGUCAGGCUGUUCCUGGAAGUCACAGUUAUACGACAUUGCAGGGUUAUGCAGUGCCAGGACAUCAGAUUCUUCAGUUUGGUGGGCCCGGUGUCAAUGCAAUGACAGCUUCAUCCAUUCCAACUAUACAAGCACCAUACCAAACAGGUGUCGGAGCGCCUGUUACACCACAGACACAGUUUAUACUACCUACUCAUUCUCCUCAAUUUAUGCAAGGUAGCGGUUCUGACCAAAAUGCAGGGUGAGAUUUUAUCAAGGUACUAGAUUGCAGCAGGACUAACAGCAGCAGUAUUGCUACUUGAGAGGCAGGCUUUUAAUCUAGCCUUGCAAAUUAUUCACUUUGCAUUCUCGAGGUUAUAAAAAGUCAUACCCACCAUGAGAGCUCAAUGUCUGAGUCGCUCCUGAUGAUUGAGUGAGGAAACAUGGAAGUUGCGGAUUGCACUUCCUUCAACAUCAUGUAUCUAGGCCCUUGCAUUCUGCUGGUGUCAGGAUAACUGGCAGAGAGUCAGUGUCAUCAUGCAUUGGAGGGAUACUGGAAUAGGUUUCUGGCUCCCUCCUUGUAGCAAUAAACUUUGUAAAAAAUUCAUAUCAGAAUCAAUCAAUGAUUCAGUUAUAGUUAAAAACUCCCAGAAUAUGCUUUUGGGUGUGUAGAUAGUCACUGUCUUGCGUGCUGGUGCAUCAUGCACCGUGUUUGAAAGUAUUCUCAAGUCUUGUGCAUAAAAAACAAACAAGCUUUAGUCUUAAAGUUCAGAUUCAUUCUGUAAUUUGGAUGUUUUAUUGAUGAUUCUUGAAGCAAGAAGCUUCAG
Messenger RNA from Solanum verrucosum, 1733 nucleotides. RefSeq lists its product as uncharacterized. The record is from RefSeq and is a predicted model, not a curated record. Gene Ontology annotation, molecular function: RNA binding. NCBI's taxonomy places the organism in Eukaryota, Viridiplantae, Streptophyta, Magnoliopsida, Solanales, Solanaceae. The coding region runs from base 309 to 1172 and encodes 287 amino acids. The transcript has 8 exons.